CUCCUCCUCUCAGCACAGACCUGCUUGCUUAGCUCUGCUUUGUCUAGUGAUACAGAGCAGGCUUCAGCAAUUCCCUGAGUGCAAAGGCAUCGUUUAAGCUAAAAAAAAAAAAAAUAGAAAAAAAAAAAAAGCUGUUCUGGAUUUUGCAUCAGUAUUAUUAUUAUUUUUUUUUUUUUCUUGGAAUUCCUUCAAAGUUACAAAUGCUUGGGACUAAAUUCAUUCAUGGGAAGAUGUUGUGCAUUUAAAAAAACAAAAAAAAAAGAGAAGGAAAUUCUGAAGCAAGAUUGUGUAUUCCGAUCACAUCCUCUGAGUAAAAAAAAAAAGAGAAGAAUUACGGAUGCUGGUCUCUUAUUAGACGGAUGCCAACGCUGCCGCUAACUUGAGAGAUAUUUGAUGCUGGUCGCCUAUCCUGUUGCAGUGCGAAAGAUUGCGAGCUCUGGACUGGAGUCUGAAGGCUUUUUUGUGUGGAAAGUUUUUCUUCUUACUUCUCAUUACUCGCAGUAAGCACAACAAAACAGCGUAUUUUGAGGCCAAUCACGGCAUCUAAAAAUGGAGUUUCUGCUCAGAUUGUACCUCCUGCUUAUCGUGGCAUCCUCUCUGAUGGCGGUGAUGCAUCCUUACUGUGUCAUUAAGAAGGAGGAAGAAGCUUGUCUGGAGAGGAUCCAGAAGUAUGAGCUGGAGAUGUGGAAUGACUCUAUGCCUGGCUGCCCGGGAAUGUGGGAUAACAUAACAUGUUGGAUGCCGGCUGUGGUUGGCAAAGUGGCCUACAUCCGCUGCCCGGCGUGGUUCAGCAUGGUCGACUCCGAAUACGGGAUGGACUUCUAUGACCGGGAUUCCCAGCUGGAAUCCCUUGAGAACAUAGAAGAACUUCAGACCGAAGGAAUGAUCAGCAGAAACUGUACCGAGAACGGCUGGUCUGAUCCCUUCCCCCAUUACUCCGAUGCGUGCGGCUUUGACGUUAAUGAGACCGGACCCGACCAGGACACCUACUUCCUGUCGGUGAAGGCGCUCUACACAGUUGGAUACAGCACUUCUCUUGUGGCACUCACCACCGCCAUGGUCAUCCUGUGCCGCUUCAGGAAGCUUCACUGUACGCGCAACUUCAUCCACAUGAAUCUUUUUGUCUCAUUCAUCCUCCGAGCCAUAUCAGUCUUCAUCAAAGACGAAGUCCUCUACGCCGAACAAGACAGCAACCACUGCCAUGUUUCCACUGUGGAAUGUAAAGCCGUCAUGGUGUUCUUCCAUUAUUGCGUCAUGUCCAACUAUUUCUGGCUCUUCAUUGAAGGACUCUACCUCUUCACUCUGCUGGUGGAGACCUUCUUCCCAGAAAGACGAUAUUUCUACUGGUACACAAUCAUCGGAUGGGGAACCCCACUUAUAUGUGUCACUAUAUGGGCUGUGCUGCGACUUCACUUUGAUGACCAGGGCUGUUGGGAAAUGAACAACAAUUUCGCCCUCUGGUGGGUCAUUAAGGGUCCAGUCAUUGCCUCUAUUAUGAUCAACUUUGUGCUGUUUGUUGGCAUAAUAAUCAUUCUGGUGCAGAAGCUGCAGUCCCCAGACAUAGGCGGCAAUGAGUCCAGUAUAUAUCUCUGCUUUCAGGCAUGCUUCUGUAAGAGGGCUAACCAGUAUUCUGUCAAGAUGUCUGAUCUUUCCAUCAUCACUGUGAGGUUGGCUCGGUCUACGUUACUGCUGAUCCCCCUUUUCGGAAUACACUACACCGUCUUUGCCUUUUCUCCAGAGAACGUCAGCAAGAGGGAAAGGCUGGUCUUUGAGUUGGGGCUGGGAUCAUUUCAGGGUUUUGUUGUUGCAAUCCUCUACUGUUUCCUGAAUGGCGAGUUUCUCCCUAAAGGUGCAAUCAGAGAUAAAGAGAAAAUGGAGGAGUUGGAAAGUCAACCGGUACUUUGCUGUGGAUUUCAAGCACCGUCACCCAUCCCUGGCGAGCAGCGGAGUCAAUGGAGGGACACAAUUGUCCAUUCUGAGCAAGAGCAGCUCCCAGAUCCGGAUGUCCAGCAUAAAUGCGGAGAACCUGGUGACAUGAGUCCCCAAACUGCCUGAGAACAGUCAAACGUCACUUUUCUUUUCUUUUAAUAAUAUUUUUAUUUUUUAUUUUACCCUAAUACUUUAAUUUUUGCAUCCUUUUUUUUUUUUUUAAGGGAAACAUUGGGUCAGGGAGAAACAACAUGUAAUGCUGGAUUGUAAACCUUACCGGGUUUCCAAAAAAAAGAAAAAGUUAAAGGAUCACAUUGAUCACGUCCAUGGAGUCAUGUGAUUGGUGGCUAGCAAUAGAACCUUAUAUACAUAUUAUAUCCAUACAUUUUUUUUUUUUAAUGCAAAGUCUACAGUAAAUAAUCAAUCUUUGACAUAUUAUUAUAUUUGUAGCAUAUACCUAUUUUCCGUUGAUAUUUUUAUGUAUCUGGUUAUUAUUGUUGUGUUGGGGGAAAAAAAAAAAGGGGGGCACAUCUGUUAAAAACGAGUGAACUUGAAAGCUGCGUUUUACAAAUCGUCACCAUACCCCUGGUUAAUUGUUGUAAAUUUGGGGAUUUUUUUCUUCAGUUGUAGUUGUCCCCAAUGUGUUUUUAGCGUUUAGAGAAAAAAAAAAAAAAA
Rana temporaria (common frog) is the source of this 2604-nucleotide messenger RNA. It is a transcript of the gene ADCYAP1R1, whose product is annotated as ADCYAP receptor type I. NCBI's taxonomy places the organism in Eukaryota, Metazoa, Chordata, Amphibia, Anura, Ranidae. The record is from RefSeq and is a predicted model, not a curated record. Gene Ontology annotation, cellular component: neuron projection; plasma membrane. The transcript has 17 exons. Gene Ontology annotation, biological process: adenylate cyclase-modulating G protein-coupled receptor signaling pathway; cell surface receptor signaling pathway. Gene Ontology annotation, molecular function: peptide hormone binding; vasoactive intestinal polypeptide receptor activity; G protein-coupled peptide receptor activity. Bases 550 to 2055 code for a protein of 501 amino acids.